AUGGUCACGAUCGAAGCAGUGCGCGAAGCCAAUGCGAAAGGUAAUCAGCUUCACGACCUCGUUGCAAUUUUCGUUGGUGGCACUGGCGGCAUCGGCGAGAGCACCGCAAAGGAAUUUUUCAGGCACACAGUCCGGCCUGUAGCAUACAUCAUCGGAAGGAGCGAGGAAAAAGGCAACAAUAUCUGCGAGGAGCUGCGAGAAAUCAAUGCGGACGGCAAAGCGAUCUUUCUCCAGAAGGAUGUCAGCCUCAUCCGCAACGUUGACGAAGUCUCGGAAGAGCUUAAACGCCGCGAGCGAAGGAUCCAUUGCCUCUUCCUCACCGCCGGCUACAUGAGCCUCAGUGGGCGUAAUGAGACCGAAGAAGGCAUCGACCGUAAGAUGAGCGUCAACUAUUAUUCCCGCAUACGCUGGAUGAUGAACCUUAUGCCAGCCCUAGAGGAGGCUUCGCGUAGGAACGAGCUCGCCCGCGUCAUCACCGUUCUCGCCGCAGGCUCAGAGGGCGACAUCAGGCUUGACGAUCUUGAACUCAAGCACAACUUUACGCUUCACGCUUGCCUUGCGCAUAGCGUUGUGAUGACGGAUUUCAUGAUUGAAGAACUCGCUAGGCGGCAUCCCGGUGUCGCAUUCAGCCAUUCAUAUCCGGGCACUGUGAAGACUGGGAUUGCGAAUCAGCUUACCGGUCCGGUACGCUUGGCCGUCAAGGUCAUGUACGCGGUCAUGACGCCCUGGAUCCUCGAUGUUAAGGAGUCUGGCGAACGUCACUUCUUCCAGAUGACGAACCAGUGCUAUCCGUCACGCAAUGGCAGCGUAGGCAUACCCCCACCACCCGGCAUUCAAACGAUGAAGGGCUCUGAUGGUGAAGUGGGAAGUGGUGCGUAUUUACUAGAUUGGGACGGUAAGUCAACCGGCGACGAAGCGGUUUUGCGAAAGUAUCGGGAGCUAGGAAUGCUCAACAAAGUAGUGGAUCACACCACGCAAAUAUUCGAGCAAGCAGAAAGGCGUAACCGGAAGGACUCUAAGCGCCCCGCCGCCGAACAACUGCAGAGUGGUCGGUCUGUGCCGGACCCCAUCGGCUGGCGGUCAGGUUGA
Baudoinia panamericana UAMH 10762 is the source of this 1089-nucleotide messenger RNA. RefSeq lists its product as uncharacterized. The record is from RefSeq and is a predicted model, not a curated record. The transcript is spliced from 2 exons. Gene Ontology annotation, biological process: secondary metabolic process. Lineage: Eukaryota; Fungi; Ascomycota; Dothideomycetes; Mycosphaerellales; Teratosphaeriaceae. Bases 1 to 1089 code for a protein of 362 amino acids.